ACGGUGUCACUGUACUAGCAAUGUCGUCAGCACAUGACACACACUCUUGAUCAAGACCUUGAGGGUAGUUUCAUCCACAUUGUAGCUGACACUACUCAGCUGCAGACAUGAACAACCAAGGCGUGACUUAUGCGGAACUCCAUCAUGCUAAGGGCUCAAAAAGACAGCAAGUGCAACCUAAGGGCACGAAAAGUUCCAUUUCAGUAACUGAGGAGGAGAUAGCCUAUGCAGAAUUAAAUCUUCAAAAUGCUUCUCGGGACCUUCAAGGGAAUGGCAAGAACUCUCCCUGCAAAGAGAAGCUCAUUGCCAGUAUCUUGGGAACCCUCUGCCUCGUCUUGAUGUCCACUGUGGUAACAAUAGCUGUUAUUCCCUCUACUGAAGGACCAGCGCAGAACAAAACAUCCCUGGAAACAAUGAUCCAGAAAGCGUGUCUCUGUUGUCAUUGUCUGAAAGAGUCGUUUACGUAUUCCAACAAUUGCUAUUAUGUUAGCACUGAGGGAAAAUUGUGGAAUGAGAGUUUGAUGUCCUGUGCUUCUAAGAACUCUAACCUGCUCUACUAUGAUGAUGAAGAGGACAAGUUUUUGUUGAAUUUAUUCUCUAUUACUACAUGGAUUAGAGGCUCCCAGAGAAGCAAUCAUAGUUCAUCUGUGCAGCCAAAAGCCUUAACAUUUUCUCCCGAAGUGUUGUCAGUAUCUUCAGAGAUCGACAAGAAUUGUCCAUAUAUCGAUUUUCAUACAGAAAAAAUUAAUUUUGCACCAUGCUCAGUAAGAAGACGAUAUGUUUGUAAGCACCAGGCAUUGUAGUUACCUCAUUUUGGUAUAAUGCAGUUUCACCAUUGUUAAGGAAUCCAUCACUCAUUACUUCAACAGCCAUACAAUUGUUUUCGUUGCACAUUUUGAAGAUAAUGUUUUUUAGUGUAAUUUUAGAUUCACAACAAAACUAAGAGGAAGUUCCAGAGAACCCUCUAUUGCCCCUGUCUGCACACGUGCAUGGGGUCUUCCAUUAUCACCAUCAUUCACUAAAACGUUUCAUUUUUUAACAAGGAUGAAUCCGUAUCAAUGCAUCUAUAUCACCCAAAGUCCAACGUGUACCUGGGGCUUCAUUCUUUGUGGUAUAGAACUGUUUCUCAAAUUUAAUUAUAUUAAUGUAAAAAAUAUAUACUGAGGUAUAUAUUAUUUGUUUCUUACGCUUUUGCUAUUUAGUAACAUUAAUUAUAUGUAUAUGUCUGUAUAUAUAUAUAUAUAUAUAUAUAUAUAUAUAUUACAAAUCAUGAUAUUAUUGUAAAAAUUCUCAACAAAGUGAAUAAUUCCAUUUGUAUUUCCAAAUUAAUUAAUUUGUCCUAACCCUUAAAGGACCUCAAAUGAGGAUUGAACCACCCAGGGUGAUGAGGUUAUCAGUCUGAAAUGAGUCAGGAGACAGAAACAAGGGGACACUUGAAGUAAACAUUUAUCUACUUAUAAGAGAAAGUUUACUAAAAGGAAACGAUGCUAGUUAAAGAAAAUUACAAAGAAUAUCCUAGAAUUAAAGGACAGAUCACUGAAGCCAGAUCUACUCUCUGAAGAUGGGAUUCAGAUGUCAUUGAAGACGAUGUGGCUACACACAGCUUCACGGCUGACAGGCUCACUGGAUUGGCAUGGGACAGAUCAGCUCCACACUCCACAGGUUGAACUUGAUUAGGAAGGAUCUCAGGCUGUGACUGGCACACAGGAAGAGCUCCCUGUCAGAGCGUCAGGAGGAAAGACCAGAAGACAGGAAACUGACAGAUUGCCUACAAGAACUUGCUGGAGGACGAAUACACGUGACUUCCUGUAAGACUGCAACUGGCAACCAAGCCAUGGCGGCCAAAGGAGAGACAACACCAUGAAGCCAGGAAGAAGAGCCCUUUCUGCUGCACUGGCUCUCCAUUGUCUUUUACUGACAAAAGUCAACUUCAUGUGAGAUGACAAGAGAGAAAAUGGAUAGGAUCUUCCACUGUUAUCUGAGAACAGGGCACAGAGGAUGGAUUUGGAGCUGAGAGUACUAAAUGAACAGCCCCUUCAGGUUAUCAUAGAACAACCACAGGGAUGCUGUAUAAGAGCCAUUCAGAUCGGCGCACUUCCUCCGAUAAUGGAACCAAAGUGUACUCUCCAAAUCCCUCUUGGUACCACACUAUCAAAGGUUACACUCAUUUUGAGGUAGAGAUGGCUUUCUAGUUGGAUAAUAACCAGUAUCUUAUUUGUUGUUUUCCUCACAUGGAUUCAAAUAUUUUGGAAAAGAUUUAUUUUUUUAAUAUUUUCAUGCACACACCUCUGUCAGUCUUUACGACCGUGCUAAAAAAUACUUUGAGGCAAAAAAAUAAAAUGUUCAGUAAUAGAGAAAACAAAAAAUUAAAAUGUACAAAAAUUAGUGUGGGUCAAAUGUUUAGUUAUUGCCAGAAUUCAAGACAAACUUGAGUAAUUUGUUGACGAUUCAGAGAUAUUUCUACCCUUAUUCAAUUAUAAGAGGGAAAGAGAUUAACCUUGAUUAUUAUUUGCAAACCAAAUUCAUAUUUCACAUAUAUUUAUAUCUGUGAAGUGAGACAUAUUCUUUAUAUUCUCUGUACAUAAUCCUUAUAGUCUUCUAGAAAAAAUUAUAUGAAUAUUCAAAAUGAAUUGAAUAUAGUUGUUAAUGGGAACUGUAACUAAUUAUUAAAGUUGUGUUUCAUAGUACCCAAGUUUGCAAUGACAUUGAAAAUUACACAUUAAUUUUUCAUUUACCUGUUUGUGGUUUGGCUAUGUUAUAACUGAUCAAGGCUGGACUUGACUCCAGACUACAUGUUAUAGCUGAUCAAGGCUGGACCUUACUCCGGACUGCAUAAACAUUCAGCUCAGAACCCUGUAUAGAUUUCAUUUUGAGAAGAUCGGGCUGCCUGGUCUAUGAUUUUAUAGCAGAGAUAACAGCUAGCAGAAAUGUGUUUCUUAGUGCCUGGUCUCUGAAGUCAUGAGCUAUCACAUUCCCACUCACAUUACAUUGUGAAAACAAGUGAUCACAUCCUUACAUUAUAUUGUGAAAACAAGUCACAUGGGCCAACUUCUCGUGGUUGUGUAGAGUAUACUCUUUUCAACGUUGUCAGAGGGAAGAAAUGUAGAUUCACUGAAAAUAACCUAAUCUACCACUAUAGCCAUAGGAAUGUUUUUUUAUUAUAUUGCUUGAUUUAGAUAAGUUUGUAAAAGAAAAUAUGGAUAGUUUCUAAAAGAUAUGUUUGCAAAAGUAAAUGAUUGGGAAAUGGAUUAAAAAUUUAGUACUUUCUUAACUUCCCAACUGGGUCUUUUUCUUCUGUGCUGAAAAUCCUAAAGCAGUUUUCUACAGUGACAGACAUAAUGGUAUAGGUGCUUUCACCACGGUCCUUGAUCAACUUACAAAUAAGGUAUAAGCAUAAAGGUGUAAAGUAAGGCAUUGGCAGUGAACGUGGUCUCUUCAUGAAAUUUCUAAGUGCACACUUGUAGUCCUGGGGCUCAGUUUUGUAACUGCUCUGGCUCAGUUUCCUCUGCUAGAAAUUAUGGAAGAAAUAGUAUCUUAUUCAUAGUUACUUGAAGAGUAUUUGAACAGUACCUCUUGGCCCAUGAGCGUUCACUAGAUCUGAGUCGUUUUGGCUUAAGAGCUUGAUGCUUUUGUGCCAUCACCUGUGACAUGAUGACCUUAAUUGUAACAACUUAUGUAGGAAUAAAUAAAAAUAAACAAUAUGAUGCCGAUAGAUCCUUGAAAUAAAGCCUAAGUCCAUUAA
Neofelis nebulosa (Clouded leopard) is the source of this 3742-nucleotide messenger RNA. RefSeq names its product NKG2-A/NKG2-B type II integral membrane protein-like. The transcript has 6 exons. The coding region runs from base 108 to 803 and encodes 231 amino acids. Gene Ontology annotation, biological process: positive regulation of natural killer cell mediated cytotoxicity; stimulatory C-type lectin receptor signaling pathway. NCBI's taxonomy places the organism in Eukaryota, Metazoa, Chordata, Mammalia, Carnivora, Felidae. The record is from RefSeq and is a predicted model, not a curated record.